Messenger RNA from Branchiostoma belcheri (Belcher's lancelet), 2264 nucleotides. RefSeq names its product protein FAM43A-like. NCBI's taxonomy places the organism in Eukaryota, Metazoa, Chordata, Leptocardii, Amphioxiformes, Branchiostomatidae. The record is from RefSeq and is a predicted model, not a curated record. Bases 334 to 1140 code for a protein of 268 amino acids. The transcript has a single exon.
AAAGCAUCCCCCGCCAAGCCCGGGCGUUGGUCGAAGCCCGCAGCCUCCUGGGCAAAUAGAUCUGAAUAGUUGGCAAAGUCGUCCGGAUUUUGCUCCCAUCUCCCUCCGGGGUAGACCCGUUAUCUUCUGCAGCAGACUGGGGCGCGUCUGUCGUCGGCGCCACUGAUACAAGCACCCCGCAGGAGCGCGGAGCAGAAACAAGACUGGUGAACCACCAGACGUGGUCUGCGCUGGUGAAUUCAAGCGGUCACGGAUCUCAAGUAGCCGUGUAAGAAGCAGAAUUUCAGUUCUGUUUUCGUGCGUGACUCUGUUUAUUUCCUUUUAUACGCCACCAUGUUCAGCAAGAAGAAGCAGUCGCUGGACAUAACGCCCGAGAACCCGGUGUUCUACGUCUGUUAUCUGGGAAAGGUGAAGACCGAUCGGCCGAACGGGAAGGGCUGCACGGCCGAACCGACCAAGAAAAUAUGGGCCGCCAGGGAGAGCAUCCCCGACCGCAAGUUGAGAAAGGUGGCCCUAACAAUAACCCCAGAGGGCAUGCACAUGAAAGAGGUGGAACCUCUACAGAAAGGGACGCAGCCAAUCGACGAGUUGUUCAAGAUACAGAACGUGUCCUACUGCAUGGCUGACCUGGAACUCCCCAAGGUGUUCAGUUGGAUCACGGGGACGCCAGGAGGCAGCAAGGAGGACUUGUUCUGCCACGCGGUGCUGUGCAGUAAGAAGCAGAAGGCCCAGGCGAUGGUCAUGGUCCUCACGCACCAGUUCAGCGCCGCGUUCCGCACGUGGAAGCAAGACGCCAGCAGACAGGAGAGGAAGUCGUCCCUGAAGCAUAGCAGGAAGGAGUCGAAGGAAAAGCUGGUGAUGAGGGUGCCGAAACCAGCGGACGGGCAGAACAACAACCAGGGCUCGGAGUCCGGGUCCGCCCCGUCCUCGCCCUCAGCGGCCCCCAGUCUAGAGAGCGUACAGAGCGGGAUGGCAGAACUCCGGGCGCACGAGUCCUCCGGGUCCGAGAAAAACGGACAGGUGCCCGUCACGUCCGUCCAGACGGGCCUAGACGUGAAGGAGGCCGCCAUGAACCCGGAGGUACAAGCCUACAUGCAGGGGGACAAGUCUGAGAAAGAUGUAGAACAAAAUGACGACUAAGAACCAAGUUUGAGGAAAAUAUCUUCAGUAUUCACACAGAAGGGUAUGAUAUUAUAUUUUAGUGAACCAGACAGUAUGCAUUGUCUACUCCAAUGCUAUAUAUCAUGACCUUUUUUGUCUCUAAAUUUUUUUGUGGAAAUAAUGUAACGUUGUAGUUUCUGACCCGAAACAAAGUAUUAUGGUGGCUUGAGAGCAAACAGGUCGGAAAAGCCAUUGAAAUGCCGACAAGUGCUCUCCAACGUAUUUGUACAGAACUUGAGACAACAACACUUGUAUACGACUUGCAUGUGGCCGACAUUUUUAGUGCAUGGUCGAAAUUAGUUUCUUUUUCGUGUUAGCUUAAAACUGAGUACCAAAGUUCGCAGAUGUAACGUAUAGUGUAGUGAUCACAUGUGCAAAAUUGGCAUAAAGGCAUCACAACAAUGUAUCGCUAUGAAAUGUUAGCCUUUAUUGAUACCGGAAACUGAUUUUAGUUGUGGAAACGAAUGAAGUUUUGUGACCACCUGUUGAGCGUGACGGAUUGGGGGAAGGGGACGUGUUUUGGCGCACGUUUCCAAGGUAACGACAGUCCAGUCGGUAAUAUAGACAUAUUUAUGUCACCACUGUGCUCUUGAAGUUUAUUUUAGUCCACUGAAUAUACCAUCAAAUGUAUCUGAAUGUUGUUAAUGAAAGGACGUUGGUCGAGAUCACUUCUGUCGGUUGCAUCUGUCGCUGCGCACACUCCUUGUGUUGGCAAAAACAUGGCCGCGCGAUAUUGUAUGACACCGCAUCAUGUGAACCUUUCCCACGCCCGUGUAAGACCAACCCAAAACAAAGCCUAAUAACAAAUUUCCGUGCAUGUUUGUUGCCUCCCUGCAAAUCAUAACGUUGUGAAGUGAGGCAUGUGGCAGUUGUAGUGGUUGUUUGAAUAUUUUGGGUUAGCUCUCUUCGCGCUUGUCUGCUCUUGACUUAUUAGCCCGUAAGCGGAUCACUUGGCGACUGCUUUUGGAGUACGCCACGCAACGUUGGAUUCCUUUGUUGAACCAGACCAAGGAAAGAGUAGCAAUUACAGCAAAUAGAAAAAAAACGCACACACACGGCUGACUUUGUACUGAGGAUCCGGUAUACACGCAUUGGGGAAUCAU